AUGAGUGGAUCUUUGUACAGAAACGAAGUCAUGGACUCGAAACCCAUCGAUGUCGGGAAGCAAAGCUAUGAGGAUGCCCGAGAUAUGGUGGCCUUGGGCCAUACAGAAGAACUUACGAGGAAGUUCUCGCCAUGGAGCAUGCUCGCCCUCGCUUUCUCGAUUUUGGGCACUUAUGGCACCUUUGCCCAAGACCUGGCAUCUGGAUUGAACAAUGGCGGCCCCAUCACAAUCCUAUGGGGUCUUGUGCUUGUCUUCGUAUGUAACCUCUGUGUUGCACUUAGCUUGGGUGAGCUAUGCAGCGCUAUGCCUACUGCUCUUGGUCAGGCUUACUGGAUGCACUCGCUGUGGCACACACCAACAGGAAGAUUUGCAUCAUACAUGUGUGCCUGGAUCAACACCUUUGGCUGGUGGACACUCAAUGCUUCGCUCGUCGCCUUCGCAACCAACUUUCUGCUUGGCAUCAAGCUCAUGUACGAUCCGGACUGGAAGGGUGCUGGAACAGGAUGGGUCGAGUUUCUGGUGUAUCUGGGCAUCACGGUCGUGUUCACAGUCUUCAAUCUGGUGGCUUGUAGAAACGACAAGAUUCUGCCUUGGUUCAACAACAUUGUCGGCAUCCAGUUCGCUGCGCUCUUCUUCAUCCUCAGUCUUGCCUUGCUCAUCUCUGUCGGCACCAAGCAAGGGCUUGAGUUCCAACCGCCGUCUUUCGCAUUUGGUGCAUGGAUUAACGAGACAGGAUGGCCAUCGGGAGUGGUCUGGUUCACUGGUCUCGUUCAAGCGGCCUAUGGGUUAACAGCUUUCGAUUCGGUAUGUCGUCCANNCAUGAUAGAAGAACUACCCAACCCUCGCGUCAACGCNCCCCGCGCCAUCUGGCUGUCGGUCGUCCUCGGCGCCAUCACUGGAUUCCUGUUCAUGGUCGUAUGUCUCUUUUGCAUCCAAGACCUCGACAGAGUGAUCAACACACCAACCGGCUUGCCGUUCAUGCAGCUCGUCCAAGACUGCGUUGGCCUCGAAGGCGCUGUCGUGUUGAUGGUGCUCUUCACAAUGAACAGCUUAGGUCAGGGCAUGUCCAUCACCACAACCGGCAGCCGCUUGACCUGGGGCUUUGCCCGUGAUAACGGCUUGCCUUUUUCGAAAUACAUCAAGAGGGUCAACAAGAAGUGGAAAGUUCCGCCACAGGCCUUGCUGGUUCAGGGAGUGCUCAUGGGUCUGGUUGGCCUUCUUUAUCUGUUUGCAAACACGGUGCUUGAGGCCAUCCUGAGUGUUGCCACUAUCGCUUUGACUGUCUCCUACGCCAUGCCCAUCUUGACUCUGCUGCUCGUGGGCCGCAACAAAUUACCUGCUGGCGGGCAAUUUGGACUCGGUAAGUAUGGAGCUGUGAUCAACUGGAUCAGUGUGGUCUACUGUGUCGUCACAACAAUCUUUUUCUUUUUCCCAGGCGGACCCAAUCCAUCGGGAGCAGACAUGAAUUACGCUAUUGCCGUGUUUGGUGUCAUGCUUGUCGUCUCCAUUGUCUUCUGGAUCAUCAAGGGCCGCAAGACGUAUCUACGAGUUGAGCCGUCUGAAGAGAUCGUAUUGGAAGCGCUGCAUCUAGAGGAUAGUUAUACAGAAGUUCCUGGCUCGUCACGAGGCGAUGUAAAAGGGUCGAAGCAAUGA
Molecule: messenger RNA, 1653 nt
Organism: Aureobasidium vineae
Lineage: Eukaryota; Fungi; Ascomycota; Dothideomycetes; Dothideales; Saccotheciaceae
Source: the annotation of a GenBank genome assembly